GAAGUUGCUUCCGGCGUGCGUUGAGUGUUUUGGCUGCAGUUCUUCAACUAAAAACUCCACAACCGGGACGAGGGGCUGGAGAGAAAGGGGGAGGUCGGGGUGGCGAGGGCGUGUGGGGAGAAGGUCAGGGGACCCCCGCCGCAAGGGGUUGCUGGUGACAGCCAGAGGCGGCUUAACCCCUCGCAGCCUGGUCAGCCCUAGUCUCAGAGCUGCCCCAUUCUGAAAAGCGGGGAGAGCCCGGGGACUCCCACCCCCGAAACUAAGCGAGCAUCGUCUCCCGGGCCCUGACCCGGCGCUCUCCUUGUCUCCACCGCCUCAGAGGGGAGCCAUGAAGGUGGUGAAUCUCAAGCAGGCCAUUCUGCAGGCGUGGAAGGAGCGAUGGAGCGACUAUCAGUGGGCUAUCAACAUGAAGAAAUUCUUCCCCAAGGGAGCCACGUGGGACAUCCUCAAUCUGGCAGAAGCCCUGCUGGAGCAGGCCAUGAUCGGACCGUCCCCCAACCCUCUCAUUCUGUCGUACCUGAAGUAUGCCAUCAGCUCCCAGAUGGUGUCUUACUCCACAGUACUCACAGCCAUCAGCAAGUUUGAUGAUUUUUCCCGUGACCUCUGUAUUCAAGCCCUACUGGAUAUUAUGGACAUGUUUUGUGACCGGCUAAGUUGUCAUGGCAAGGCAGAGGAGUGCAUAGGUCUGUGCCGUGCCCUCCUCAGUGCCCUUCAUUGGCUGCUUCGAUGCACAACUGCCUCAGCAGAGCGACUUCGGGAGGGCCUUGAGAUGGGUGCCACAACAGGGGAGAAACAACUCACCAUGUGUCUUCAGCAGCUUCAGAAGAUCCUCAGCAGCACGAAGAAUCGAGCCCUGCUACAUAUUGCCAAACUGGAGGAAGUCUCCUCCUGGACAGCCAUUGAGCAGUCACUAUUGAAGUUUGGAGAGAUGUUUGCCAGCCUCAAUAAUUCCCAUCUCCAGAGUCAAGCAGAAGAGUGUGGAGCACUCAUUAGAAGCAUUCCCAUCAUGCUAUCUAUGCACUCAGAACAGCUGCACAAGACUGGGUUCCCUACAGUGCAUGCUGUGGUCCUCCUGGAGGGCACCAUGAAUCUGACAGGAGAGAUGCAGCCAUUGGUUGAACAGCUGAUGAUGGUGAAGAGGAUGCAGCGUAUUCCCACCCCACUCUUUGUCCUUGAGAUCUGGAAAGCUUGUUUUGUGGGUCUCAUUGAAUCCCCUGAGGGAAUCGAGGAGCUCAAAUGGACAGCCUUCACUUUUCUCAAGAUUCCUCAGGUUUUGGUGAAGUUGAAGAAAUAUGUUCAAGGGGACAAGGACUUCACUGAGGAUGUCAACUGUGCCUUUGAGUUCCUGCUGAAGCUCACACCCUUGCUAGACAAAGCUGACCAGCGGUGCAACUGUGACUGUAUCGACCUGCUACUCCAGGAGUGUAGUAAACAAGGACUGCUCUCUGAAUUGAAUACAAACAACUUGAAGGAAAAGCGUGCAGCUGACCGAGAAGAGGCCCCUUGGUUGAAAUCAGCUGAAAAUGCCAACAUCCAGCCCAAUCCAAGGCUGAUUCUCCGAGCAGAGCCCACAGUCACUAACAUUCUCAAGACAAUGGAUGCAGAUCACUCCAAGACCCCAGAAGGACUCUUGGGGGUUCUCGGCCACAUGCUUUCUGGGAAGAGCCUGGAUUUGUUGUUAGCUGCUGCUGCUGCCACUGGAAAGCUCAAGUCCUUUGCCCAAAAAUUCAUUAAGUUGAAUGAAUUCACGAAGCACAUCAAUAAUGAAAACUCCAAAGGAGCUUCAGUCCGUGCUCUGCUUUUUGACAUCUCCUUCCUCAUGUUGUGCCAUGUGGCCCAGACCUAUGGUUCAGAGGUCAUUCUGUCAGAAUCAAGCACUGUGGAUGAAGUGCCCUUCUUUGAGACCUGGAUGCAGACAUGUAUGCCUGAGGAGGGCAAGAUCCUGAAUCCUGACCACCCCUGCUUCCGGCCUAACUCCACCAACGUGGAAUCCCUAGUUGCCCUGCUCAACAGCACGUUUGAAAUGAAGCACAUGCAGAUGAAGUGGCAUGAAGCCUGUCUCAGCAUCUCAGCAGCCAUCUUGGAGAUUCUGAAUGCCUGGGAGAAUGGAGUCCUGGCUUUUGAGUCCAUCCAGAAAAUCACAGACAACAUCAAGGGAAAGGUGUGCAGCCUGGCAGUGUGUGCGGUUGCUUGGCUUGUGGCCCAUGUCCGUAUGCUAGGCCUGGACGAGCGUGAGAAAUCACUGCAGAUGAUUCGACAGCUGGUGGGGCCUCUCUGCAGUGAAAACACCCUGCAGUUCUACAGUGAGAGGGUGGUGAUCAUGAGCUCAAUUCUGGAGCACAUGUGUGCUGAUGUUCUACAGCAGACAGCCACACAGAUCAAGUUCCCAUCUACUGGUAUGGAUACAAUGCCCUAUUGGAACCUUCUGCCCCCGAAAAGACCCAUCAAGGAGGUGCUAACGAGCAUCUUUGCAGAGGUUCUGGAGAAGGGCUGGGUGGAUAGCCGGUCCAUCCAUAUCUUUGACACCCUGCUGCAUAUGGGUGGUGUUUACUGGUUCUGCAACAACCUGGUCAAGGAGCUGCUGAAGGAGACUCGAAAGGAGUAUACCCUUCGAGCUGUGGAUCUACUCUACUCUAUCUUCUGCCUAGACAUGCAGCAAGUCACCCUGAUCCUGCUGGGCCACAUCCUUCCUGGCCUUCUCACAGACUCUGCCAAGUGGCAUAGCCUCAUGGAUCCCCCAGGCACAGCCCUGGCCAAGCUUGCAGUGUGGUGUGCCCUGAGCUCGUACUCCUCUCACAAGGGGCAGGCAUCUUCCCGACAGAAAAAGAGACACCGUGAGGACAUUGAGGACUACAUCAGCCUCUUCCCCCUGGAUGAUACACAGCCGUCAAAGUUAAUGCGACUUCUGAGUUCCAAUGAGGAUGAUGCCAAUGUUCUUGCUAGCCCCACUGACAGAUCCAUGAGCAGUUCUCUCUCAGCCUCUCAGAUGCACACAGUGAAUAUGAGAGACCCUUUGAACCGAGUCCUUGCAAACCUGUUCCUGCUCAUCUCCUCCAUCUUGGGGGCCAAGACGGCAGGCCCUCAUACCCAGUUUGUGCAGUGGUUCAUGGAGGAGUGUGUGGACUGCCUGGAGCAGGGCAGCCGAGGCAGCAUCCUGCAGUUCAUGCCUUUCACCACUGUGUCAGAAUUGGUCAAGGUAUCAGCCAUGUCGAGCCCCAAGGUGGUUCUGGCCAUCACGGACCUCAGUCUCCCUCUGGGCCGACGGGUGGCUGCCAAAGCCAUUGCUGCACUCUGAGAGUGGUGGAGGUGAAGUACUUUUUUUGGGGGGGUGUUACAUUUGAGGAAUGAAGGAAACUGAGGAACAGAUAGAGCAGCAGGAGAGACUGAACAACUGAGAGACCAAGGAACUCUUCUAUGCAUUGACUGAUUAUUAAUCAGGGAGGACUUUCUGGAGAAUGCCUGUGCCUCUUGUCUUAGCAUCCAUCUGUCCUCUGUCCAUCCUUCUUUGUUCCUGGUUCUCUUCCCAUUCCUUUGCUUACCCAGAAUUUCCGUUUCUGCUUCCUCUGCCUGCCUUAGGAAUUGGUGCUUUGGUGGGCCUCCAUUACCAGACGAGUAAAGUCCCAUUCCUCAGGGACGGAAUGUGGCUCCUGGAAAUGGAUCAUCCUUGCACCUCCGCUCCCGGUUCUCCUCGAUCACCUUGCGCUUUGCCACCCUCUUUGAGUCAUCCAGGACCACUGUAGAAGGACAAUGACAAUCCCUCCCAUCUGUUCUGCACUCCUACCUCCAGUCACAGAACAGAGUGAGGUAUCUUGAGUUUGAAUCUUGGUGCAAACACUUGUUAUCUGGAGACAGAUGCCCUGAUUGCCUUCCCUACUUGCCUCUGCCUCUUGCAAUCCCUGGCUUCUUUCAGAGCCCAACUCACAUGCCAACUUCUUCAACAAGGCCUUUCCUGAAAACCGCCCCUUCCCUCCUGGUGGUUGUUAUUCCUCACUCCCUUUUUAUGUAUAUACUGUAUUUCUGACCCCUCCAUAAACAGCAGAAUAUAAGGGACUGCUGUCAUUUUUAUAUUCCAGUGCUUGGCACAGCAUCUUGCAGUUUUUCAGACCAGACCAGGGAACUAGUGGUGAGGAAAUUCAAGGCUGGGUGGCACAGUUGAUGUUGCAGUGUUAGACUUUGAGUCAGGAAGACCCAAUUUCAAAUCCGGCCUCAGAGACUUCCUGGUUGUGCCAUCCUGGUCAGUUCACUUACCCGCUCCCAGCCUCAGUUUCCUCAGCUGUAAAUGGGGAUAAUAAUACACCUACCUCACAGUUGUGGGGAUCAGAUGGAAUAAUGUAUGUAAAGAGCUUUGCCAGUCUUAAACCACUGUACACAUGCCAGCUGUUCAGUUUUCUGUAGUCAUGAAGAUUGGUACCUGCUCUACUUACCUAUAAACUUAAGAGUCUUUAUAAAGAGAGUUGCUUGGGCCAUUAAGAGGUUAAAUAACUAGCCCAGGGUCACAGAACUAGCCAGUUUGUCAAAGACAGAACUUGAACCCAGGAUUUCUGGCCAAGGCUAGCUUUUUAUUUACUAUACCAUGCUGCCCCUUACACCUGGUAGGCUCUUAAUCAUUGUUUGCUGAAUCAUGUUGUAUGACCAUGGGGCAAGUCAUGUAACUUCUCUAGGUCUCAGUUUCUUUUUUUUUCUUUUUUUUUUUUAAUUUUUUUUUGGAGGAGGGGAAGGCAGGGCAAUUGGGGUUAAGUGACUUGCCCAAGGUCACACAGCUAGUAGUGUGUCAGGUGUCUGGGGCCAGAUUUGAACUCAGGUCCUCCUGACUCCAGGGCUGGUACUCUACUCACUGUGCCACCUAGCUGCCCCAUAGGUCUCAGUUUCUUUAUAAAAUGAGGAUAAUAAAUACACAUGAUUCCUGUCCCACAAGAUUAUUUAUUGGUAAAGUCCUUUAUAAACCAUACACUACCACAGACAAGCGCUUGAUUUUGUUUCCUGACCAGUCUCUCGUGUUCUCCUAGCCUACUAUGUUAUUCCAUGGUGUGGAUUUCUUCCCAGUAUGGGUUGGAAUAGAUGGAUGCUGAGGUCCCUUUUAUCUCUGGAUUCUGUGAUAACUUUUCCCAUAUUACAGAAUGGAACUGAGACUUGGAAAGAAUAGGUCCUUUCUUUAAUGACUUUUAUUAUUGUAUUAUUGAGUUCUGUGAAGUAUUGCUUUGAUAGUUUGAUUUGUAUUGCAUUCGAAGUGUAAAUUAACUUUAGGAGAAUUAUCAUUUGUAUUAUGUUGGCACAGCCUGGCCUCAAGUAUUGAAUAUUCUUACAGCUAUGUAUUUGGAGAAAUAGAAGAGCUAGAAAAGAAAAAUAAUGGUUAAGGAUGAAGAGAUAAUAGCACUUCAAGCCUCAAAUUAUUGUAAAGCAAAUGUCUUUAAGAUUAUUUGCUGUUGGCUAAAAGAAUAGAAUCAGAAACAGUGGAGCUCAACCUAGCGUUUCAUAAGUGGGAAACACAUUUUAGUUAGUAAAGAACUCUGUUUGUUAAAUGCUGCUGGGAAAAGUGGGGAGUAUUUUGGCAAAAACGAUACUAAGUCCACUAUCUUACAUCAUAUCCUACACUAAGUUCAAGGUGGGUAUAAGACAUUUGUCAUAGGAAAGAUCCUAUCCUAAAAAAAUUAGAAGAGAAGCAGGUCAUACACCUUUCACAAAUACAGGUAGGAAGUGUAUUCAUGUUGAAAUGCAGAAUAGAGGCAAUUACAAAAGAUAAAAUAGAUAACUGCAUGAGACUGAAGAACUUCUGCACAAAAAAAAAUUAUUAUAUCUAGAAUAAGAAUGGAAGCAGUUGAAUAGGACAAAAAUUUUUGUAUCAACUUUCUCACAUAAGGCUUUCAUUUCCAAGAUAUAUAAAUAACCCGUGUGUAUGUGUGUGUUUGUGUGUUUGUAUAGUUUAGCUAUAUACCAAAUACUUUUCCCCAAUAAACAUGAUUAAAGAAUGUGAACAAA
Molecule: messenger RNA, 5976 nt
Organism: Trichosurus vulpecula (common brushtail)
Lineage: Eukaryota; Metazoa; Chordata; Mammalia; Diprotodontia; Phalangeridae
Gene: MED24
Product: mediator complex subunit 24
Exons: 25
Coding region: 329-3295 (988 amino acids)
Cellular component (GO): mediator complex
Molecular function (GO): transcription coregulator activity
Source: RefSeq, a predicted model, not a curated record